This is a messenger RNA of Lentinula edodes (shiitake mushroom), 1020 nucleotides long. RefSeq lists its product as uncharacterized. Gene Ontology annotation, cellular component: P-body. The record is from RefSeq and is a predicted model, not a curated record. Gene Ontology annotation, molecular function: enzyme activator activity; mRNA binding. The coding region runs from base 164 to 823 and encodes 219 amino acids. The transcript is spliced from 3 exons. Lineage: Eukaryota; Fungi; Basidiomycota; Agaricomycetes; Agaricales; Omphalotaceae. Gene Ontology annotation, biological process: deadenylation-dependent decapping of nuclear-transcribed mRNA; deadenylation-independent decapping of nuclear-transcribed mRNA; positive regulation of catalytic activity.
CUUCCGCCGUCCGGUUCAUCCACAACCACGAUUCAAUUUUCACGAUUCAUUCCAGUCGAGCUCGCAAAGCUUUUUUUGACACAAUUAUCUUCUAUCCCCGAUCCCUCUCGAUUUUCAUAAACAUAGACAAACGGAUCUCUUCCCCAAUUACUUUUUCAAAGAAAUGCCCCCAAACCCAGGAGCCCGGACACGGAAUCGCUCUUCUUCAAAUUCUUACGUUAAACCUGAAGUGCACCAACCCGCGACAAUGAGCACUCCUCCUUUGCGACCAGCCUCAGCCACCCAAAACGGAGCCGGAAUGUCCGCAGCCUCUCGCUAUACUCACAAUCUCAAAGUCCUUCGACGUCGCGACCCGUCUAUUCUUCGAAUCUUUGAUCAAUUCUCUCAUGUGUGCGUUUACCACCACAAUGGUGAACACUGGGAGAAGAAAGGAUUUGAAGGAUCCAUGUUUCUCUACGAACGGGCAGACUAUCCGCCUUACGGAUUUUAUAUUCUAAAUCGUAUGGGUAUGGAAGACUACAUUCAAAGACUGUGGCCGGAGGAUAGCAUGAGUGUUACCGGGAGCUAUUUAAUGUUGAGGACUUGGCCCGAAUGGAGCCGGCAAAGGAUUAGUGGCAUCGAGGCUUCGAACAACGGAGUAGAGCUCCACCCUUUCGACGAGCGGUACAAGUGGGACGAAAUAACCCGUCCUAACGAAACGGAAAAUUGUCAAACAAUAGGUCUAUGGAUGUUCGCCACAGAUUCGAGAGAGCCUUUGAUUACUGUGAUGUUAAGGUGCGUGCAAACAUUCAUAACCAUCUUCACCCAUUUUCACACUUUCUAGGUUGCAUGGGUUCAUCAAACAGAAUUUACCUUACCCCGAAGAGUUUCGUUACGGCCCAGAUAAACCGCCACCUCCUAACCCCAAUCCCCCUUCGGUAAAUGGAAUUUUUCAUCGCACUGCUUCUGCUGCUUCAAACGGGAGCGGGGUCAGUACAACUAGUUCCUCUCAUACAGAUAGCGCCAGUACAAGCUCGCAAC